AUGAUUGCCACCAGCCAGCCUCUAUCUUUCCUGUUUCGCCCAAUUGUUGAGAUUUUGGAAAGAUCAUCUAAUAAGGUGCAUCUGCUAGUGCACCGUUGUGUGAAGGCAUUUGAUAGUGGAGUUUAUUUCUCCUUCAAUUUUGCCAUGUUGGUGCUCUCAGUCUUUGACGAGGUGGUCGACACGUCCGAGCGGGCAUUGAAUGAUGCGCAAGUGAUUGCUCAUUUUGCUGUGAACAAGAAUAUAAAUUAG
This is a messenger RNA of Sungouiella intermedia, 249 nucleotides long. NCBI's taxonomy places the organism in Eukaryota, Fungi, Ascomycota, Pichiomycetes, Serinales, Metschnikowiaceae. The record is from the annotation of a GenBank genome assembly.